GCGCACGAAAAGAACACACGAGUUUUCACACACGUACAGCGCUGAGAAAACUGCUGAAAUUUCGUGAAACCGUGCAAAGGUUCGCCUUGUGACGCCGUGUGUUCAUCUUAGCCGCUCAAAAGACCCCGAAAGAACUGCUGCCACAACAUGGGUAACGUGUUGGCAUCCUCGAAACCGAUUGCUGGGCCCGGUGGAUUACCACCGCCGAUGCCCACAGAAGCGCUCACGUCGGUCGGCGAUGGUGCCGGUGCACCGGAUAAAGCAUCGGGUGAUGCAAAACCAUUAGAAAAUCCCGGAACAAUGGAAGAACUACACAGGAAAUGUAAAGAUGUGAUGCCUACAAACUUUGAAGGAGCCAAACUGAUGAUAAACAAGGGCUUAAGCAACCAUUUCCAGGUAUCACAUACGAUUAAUCUGAACUCUUCGAAUACUAGCGGUUAUCGCUUUGGUGCGAUGUACGUUGGCACUAAACAACUUUCCCCAACGGAAGCAUUUCCCGUCGUGCUCGGUGAUAUUGAUCCAUCGGGAAAUCUAAAUGCAAAUAUUAUUCAUCAAGUAACACCGAAUGUUCGGUGCAAAUUCGCAUCACAGAUCCAAAGCAGUAAAGUAACGGCGGCACAACUUACGACAGAUUACAAGGGACCGAACUAUACAACCUCGCUCACGGUCGGCAAUCCAAAUAUCAUUAAUAAUUCGGGCGUCAUGGUCGCGCAUUAUCUACAGGCCAUUACGAAUCGAUUGGCAAUGGGUGGAGAGUUUGCCUAUCAGUACGGCCCGGCCGUUCCCGGUGGACAAAUCGCUUUAAUGUCUGCUGCUGCCAGGUACGCAACGGAUCUGUACACAUGGUCCGGCACGGUUGGCGCAGCAGGAGUGCAUCUUUGCUAUUAUCAGCGUGCCAGCGAGCAACUUCAAAUUGGAGCGGAAGUAGAAACCAACUUCCGGAUGCAGGAAUCUGUUGCCACCAUUGGCUAUCAGGUGGACCUACCAAAGUCGGACCUAGUGUUCCGGGGUAUGGUGGACAGUAACUGGACGGUAGGAGCCGUCCUAGAGAAAAAGUUACAACCAUUACCCUUCACCUUCGCACUCAGUGGUAUGCUGAAUCACACUAAAAAUCAAUUCCGACUCGGGUGUGGGUUGAUUGUGGGCUAGGUGCGUUAAACUCUAGUGAACCGAAUAGAAGACAUAUUGAAGGCGAUCAAAGUAAGCAUUUCCUGUCAAAUUCCGACACAUUCUUAUAACUGGACUGGCAAAAUGAAACGAAACCUGCAAUAGAAUGGCAGUAAUUUCGUACGCAAAUAGCAAAGAAAAAAGUUAGAGAAGAGCUACACCAUAAGGCUGGACAGGAAGACUAAGGGGUUUAUAGUUGGCAAGGUUAUCAACAAUAUUCAUAGUUGCUAAGCAAAAAUGGGCACGCCCGCUGUACACUGUGUGUUGUACAGAAAAGAAGGUUUACAUAGUGUUUAUAAUCGGCCCAACUUUCCUGUCCAGCACUGCCGAACCCAAUAUCUGUGCGACACAAAUCCGUUUCCUCUGUUUCACUUGCGAUGAAAAUGUUGGUAGUAUUGCGUUUGUGCCUGCCUGCGCCAUAGUGUAUCAUCAAGAAAUAAAUGUUUCAUUAAUGCGAGCCACAAAUUAUAGGGGAAUCGUCCUUGUACCGGAAAGCACCCUUGGAGUAAAACAUUCAAUUGGAUAAAUAUGUUGCGGCAAUUUCUCGUAUCAACUCCUACUUAGACAUCAUGGGGGGUUUUGUUUGUUUGUUUACAAGAUAUUUUACAGUCAUUGAUUUUUUUAUUAUUAAAAUCGGUUAAAAUCUUUACCAAUUAAUG
This is a messenger RNA of Anopheles moucheti, 1826 nucleotides long. Its product is annotated as mitochondrial import receptor subunit TOM40 homolog 1-like. Gene Ontology annotation, biological process: protein import into mitochondrial matrix. Gene Ontology annotation, molecular function: transmembrane protein transporter activity. The coding region runs from base 148 to 1149 and encodes 333 amino acids. The record is from RefSeq and is a predicted model, not a curated record. Gene Ontology annotation, cellular component: mitochondrial outer membrane; mitochondrial outer membrane translocase complex. The transcript has 4 exons. NCBI's taxonomy places the organism in Eukaryota, Metazoa, Arthropoda, Insecta, Diptera, Culicidae.